GCUUGGGGCCCUGCUUGGCGUCGUGGCUGGUUUCAAAUUCCUGGAUCGAUUUGGGAGUCCUGAGCUUUCCAAGCACAAGCAAGCGCAAUUGAGGACAGGGGCGCCCGCUCAGAUCCAAUUUGAUUUGGCAAGGGGGCGUGAGGUUUUGGGUUCGAGGAUGGAGGCGGUAUCGGUUGCCAGCCGGUUGCCUCUGGCGGGGGCAGCCUUGCGAAGUGCCUCCACGCUCCAGCACCCAAGGAGCAGAUCUAGCGCUAUCGCCCCGGUGCCUAUCCAUGCACGCAUCAAGAAAGAACAUGCUCCCCUUGCUGGGGCUAUGCAUAGAUCACAACCUCUGCACAGGAGCUGCAAUUCCCCUAGCUUGGGGGCGUUCUCGGCCUCCAGCGCGCCGGUCAGGCGGUUCAGGCGCGAUGCUCCGGUUCGCGCAUCUGCUGCUGCAGCAGCAGCGGGAGAUGAGAACGAGCCAGAGGUGCUUGCUGUUCCAUUCACAGCGGCCGCCCCGGCAGCACCUGUUAAGAAGUUUUUGGGGACGGAGGUCACGACCCUCAAGAAAGUCAUCCCCCUGGGGCUGAUGUUUUUCUGCAUCCUUUUCAACUAUACAAUUCUGAGAGACACAAAGGAUGUGCUGGUGGUUACGGCACCAGGUAGCGGAGCCGAGAUCAUUCCCUUCCUCAAGACCUGGGUCAACCUCCCCGCAGCCAUUGGGUUUGCCAUCCUGUAUGCAGACCUUGCCAACAAGCUGACCAAGGAGACCCUGUUCUACACUUGCAUCAUCCCCUUCAUCGCCUUUUUCGGGGCGUUUGCAUUCAUCAUGUAUCCGUUGAGGGAUGUACUUCACCCGACUGCCUUCGUUGACGGCAUCCUGGCGUCGGUCGGUCCCGUUUGGGCGCCGCGUCUGUCUGCACCCCUCUCAAUCCUGAGGAAUUGGACGUUCUGCGUCUUCUAUGUUGCGGCGGAGUUGUGGGGGAGCGUGGUUGUAUCAGUGCUCUUCUGGGGCUUUGCAAACCAGAUCAUGGUUGUUGAUGAGGCCAGCCAGUGGUACCCGCUUUUCGGCCUGGGGGCGAACGUUGCGCUCGUUGUCUCUGGCCGUGUGGUCAAGUACUUCUCCAAUGUGCGGGCCACCUUGAAACCUGGUGUCGAUGGCUGGGCGCUGUCGCUUAGGUACAUGAUGGGCCUCGUUGUUAUCAUGGGCCUGGUCAUCACUGGCAUCUAUGCUUUCACCAACAAGGUGUUGCUGAAGGACCCCAACGUCAAGCUGCCUACUGGAAGCAAGAAGAAGAAGGAGAAGACGAAGCUGGGCUUUGGCGAGAGCGUGAAGUUCCUGCUCGACUCGAGGUACAUCCGCGACCUGGCGUGCCUGGUGGUGGCAUACGGCAUCAGCAUUAACUUGGUGGAGGUUACAUGGAAGAGCAAGAUCAAGGCACAGUUCCCCAACCCCAACGACUACUCCGCCUUCAUGGGCGACUUCUCGUCCGCGACCGGCGCCGUCACCUUCGGCAUGAUGCUCCUCUCGCGCGUCAUCUUCCGCAAGUUCGGCUGGGGCGUCGCCGCCCAGAUCACGCCCGUCGUGCUUCUCAUCACAGGUGUCGCCUUCUUCGGGCUGCUGCUCUUCGGCGGGCCGAUCGCGCCGUGGCUCGCGUCGGUCGGGAUGACCCCCCUGCUCGCUGCGGUGUACGUCGGCGCGCUACAGAACAUCUUCUCCAAGUCCGCCAAGUACUCGCUGUUCGACCCGUGCAAGGAGAUGGCCUAUAUCCCGCUGGACGACGAGACCAAGGUCAAGGGCAAGGCCGCCAUUGACGUCGUGUGCAACCCCAUGGGCAAGUCCGGCGGUGCCGCGAUCCAGCAGGUGCUGAUCAUCGUCUUCGGGUCCCUCGCCAACUCCACCCCCUACCUAGGCGUCAUUCUGCUGGGCAUCGUGUGUCUCUGGAUCGUUGCGGCCCGCUCGCUCGACAGCCAGUUCAAGCCCAUGGUCCACAAGGGCAUCAAGACGCAGAUCUCGGAGGGCAAGCUGGAGGCGCUCUCAGCGCGUCUUUUGGGGCAGAGCCGGGGCCGGCAGCAGAGGAGCCACCGCUUCGUCAGCGUGCUCAACGAGCAAGGGUACAUCGAGGGCAGGUACGUUCCCAUUGAUGACGACAGCAGGGCCACCAGCAAGACCGUUCCGGCCCCCGUCUCCCCUCAGAACGGCAAUGGGCCGGUUUCUCCAACGGACGUGGUCGGAGCGACUCCGACUACUCCUGUAGGGUCAACGUAGGCGCUAGAGCAAAGCCCAUACGGUGAUUGAGGAACGGAGAGUGGUUUUUCUCCGGGGAGGUUGUACGGGAUGUUGGAGGUGAGGGAAAUUGCGGGGCGCUGAGGAAAGAUUUGGGGCGUGGUAGUCUUGGACGAGGUAGUAUCGGCUGAGAUGGAACGGGUGGAUAUAGAUUUGGGGUGUUGCGGAAGUAGACGAAUUAGAGCUGAGGAAGGUCCAAGAGCUUGACGUUUUACAGGGCAGUUGGCCUUGACUGGUUUACAAUCAGUGUGAUCAAGUUUCUUGUGUCGUUUAUUAUUGGAUUUCAAUCCAGCACUUACUAGGACGUGGGCUAGCAAAGAUGGCUUGCAUUAGAGAGGUGUUACAGGGCAUGUUGAAAUACGACCACUGGUGCCGCUAAUAAACGUUCUGCUGACAUCGUUUGCUUAUUUAGGAUUUGCAAACCGUUGCUCUCAUCAGUUUUUCAAACAUAUCAUUGUGAACCGGAACCCAGCUAUGUAGCAUGCUUCGAAAAGCAGGACAUCGCCAUACUGGACUCAUCCACGUGAAAGAAGCUCUGUAAAUGUCGAUAUACGAAUUCAGUCGGCCUAUUCAAUGCGGAGUCGCACAAAGAGGAC
This is a messenger RNA of Klebsormidium nitens, 2862 nucleotides long. NCBI's taxonomy places the organism in Eukaryota, Viridiplantae, Streptophyta, Klebsormidiophyceae, Klebsormidiales, Klebsormidiaceae. The record is from the annotation of a GenBank genome assembly.